CGAGCGCUGUCGAGCGAUCAGUACGGUCGUUCGUCUUCGUCGAAGUUAUUCAUCUCGUAUAAAAAAUCUUUGCGGAUUUUUCGCUGUUUUAUCUGUGCAUUAAUAGUGAAGUAUCACUCUUAAAGUUACUGGCGUACUAAUUAAAUCCAUCAUUAUCAUUAUCUAAGUGGUUUCAUCAGAGACUUUGGUCGAAAGGUGCGCUGCUUGCCCAAACUACAAUGGGUCUGUUGAGGAUGCUACGUGAACCACCAGGAGGGCGUGAUAUUAAUUUUAUCAUGUUCUGUAUGGUGUCUUUUAUGUUUUUCAACUUGGUACUGGCGGAGGACGAACUAAUGGGACCUGUGUUUGUGAAGGAGCCUCCAAACCGUGUGGACUUUUCUAAUGGAACUGGAGCAGAGGUUGAAUGUCAAGCGAGAGGAAAUCCACAACCAGAUAUUAUCUGGGUUCGUGCUGACGGUACUGCUGUAGGAGAUGUUCCCGGAUUGCGACAGGUGUUGCCUAAUGGAAACUUGGUAUUUCCACCAUUCCGAGCUGAAGAUUAUCGCCAAGAGGUUCAUGCUCAAGUUUAUAGUUGUCUUGCUACUUCACCUGCUGGAUCGGUUCAUAGCCGAGACGUUAAUGUUCGCGCCGUUGUCGCACAAACCUAUCAACCCGAAAUAAUGACUGAGUACGUCAUUAGAGGAAACAGCGCAAUCUUAAAAUGUAGCAUACCGAGUUACAUUGCGGAAUUUGUAAGCAUUGAAGCCUGGAUUCGCGAAGACGGAGAAGUUUAUGUUCCUGAGUAUCAACAAACUGAUAAAAUUCCCCAGGAUGGCAAAUACUUGGUACUGCCUUCUGGUGAAUUGCACAUCCGGGAUGUAGGACCUGAAGAUGGUUACAAGACUUAUCAAUGCCGAACCAAACACCGACUUACUGGAGAAACCAGACUGUCUGCCACCAAAGGACGCCUUGUCAUCACCGAGCCUGUUGGUAGCAAAGCUCCAGCAUUUACGGGAGACAUAAAAGCUUCAGGGUGGUUGGUAAAUAAGCGCUUGAAUUCUACAUUAGCGAUGCCAUGUCCAGCGCAAGGUUAUCCGGUUCCCGCAUUCAGAUGGUACAAGUUUAUCGAAGGUACGACACGCAGACAGCCAGUUCAGCUGAAUGAAAGAGUUCGUCAGGUCAGCGGAACUUUGAUUAUCCGAGAAGCACGUGUUGAGGACUCUGGAAAGUACCUUUGUAUUGUGAACAAUUCAGUUGGAGGUGAAAGCGUUGAGACUGUUCUUACUGUCACUGCACCAUUGUCAGCUGAAAUUGAACCUAGAGUUCAGACUGUCGAUUUUGGAAGACCAGCUACUUUUACUUGCAAUGUCCGAGGAAAUCCUAUUAAGACUAUUUCGUGGAUGAAGGAUGGCAAGGCUCUUGGGCAUGAAGAUCCCAUUCUCAGAAUUGAAAGCGUCAAGAAAGAAGAUAAGGGAAUGUAUCAAUGUUUUGUGCGGAAUGAUCAAGAAAGCGCUCAAGCGACGGCUGAGUUGAAGCUUGGAGGACGAUUUGAACCACCCCAAAUAAAGCAGGCUUUCCAAGAAGAAACUCUCCAACCGGGACCAAGCAUGUUCCUCAAGUGUGUAGCCAGCGGGAAUCCAACUCCUGAAAUAACUUGGGAACUUGACGGCAAGCGCUUAUCAAACACGGAAAGACUCCAGGUUGGACAGUACGUUAAGGUCAACGGUGAUGUCGUAUCGCAUUUGAACAUCUCAAGCAUUCACACGAAUGAUGGUGGACUCUACAAGUGUAUUGCAGCUUCAAAGGUCGGAUCAGCGGAGCAUUCAGCACGUCUCAAUGUUUACGGUUUGCCUUUCAUCCGACACAUGGACAAAAAAGCCAUCGUUGCUGGAGAAACUCUUCGAGUAACUUGUCCAGUUGCCGGUUACCCAAUUGAGAGCAUCGUAUGGGAACGAGACACUCGUGUUUUGCCGAUCAACAGGAAACAGAAAGUUUUUCCAAAUGGAACGCUCAUCAUCGAAAAUGUAGAGAGACACAGUGAUCAGGCAACUUACACAUGUGUGGCACGCAAUGCUCAAGGAUACAGCGCAAGAGGAACUCUUGAAGUUCAAGUUAUGGUAAGUCCUCAAAUUGCGCCGUUUUCUAUUGGCGACGAACCAGCGAAUUGGGGAGAACAGGUUUCCGCGAUGUGUAGUGUUUUGAAAGGCGAUCAACCAGUAGAAAUUAGAUGGAGUCUUAACGGUCAACUGAUAACCCGUCAAAAUCAUCCAGAUAUUAUGAUAAGCAAAACUGGAAAGAAGAUUUCCCUUUUAAGUAUUGACGCUGUAACCGCACAACACGCUGGGGAAUAUAGUUGCGAAGCGAGUAAUCAAGCUGGUUCCACCAGUCGCUCCGCAGUUCUUUCGGUUAAUGUACCACCACGUUGGAUUCUUGAACCGACUGACAAGGCAUUUGCCCAAGGCUCCGAUGCUAGAGUUGAAUGUAAAGCCGACGGGUUCCCUAAGCCUCAGGUUACAUGGAAAAGGGCUGCUGGUGACACACCCGGUGAUUACACUGACUUGAAGCUCAACAACCCUGACAUUAGCGUAGAAGAUGGUACUUUGUCUAUCAAUAACAUUCAGAAAACCAAUGAAGGUUACUAUCUUUGCGAGGCUGUCAAUGGAAUUGGUUCAGGAUUGUCUGCAGUUAUUCUUAUUUCUGUCCAAGCACCACCGCACUUUGAAAUCAAACUUCGUAACCAGACUGCUCGUCGUGGUGAACCAGCAGUAUUGCAAUGUGAAGCACAGGGCGAGAAACCAAUCGGAAUUUUGUGGAACAUGAACAACAAGCGAUUGGAUCCAAAGAGUGACUCUCGUUACACAAUUCGUGAAGAGAUUCUGGCUAAUGGUGUUUUGGCGGACUUGAGUAUCAAGAGAACUGAAAGAUCUGAUUCUGCAUUGUUUACUUGUGUUGCUACAAAUGCUUUUGGAAGUGAUGAUACCAGCAUUAAUAUGAUUGUUCAAGAGGUUCCUGAAGUUCCAUACGGACUCAAGGUUCUUGAUAAAUCAGGACGAUCAGUACAACUUUCUUGGGCAGCUCCUUACGACGGAAACAGUCCUAUCAAGCGAUACCUUAUUGAAUACAAAAUGAGCAAAGGAUCUUGGGAAACCGACAUUGACCGGGUUAUUGUACCAGCGACUCAGCAAAAUGUAGCCGGUGUUUUCAAUCUCAGACCUGCAACUACUUAUCAUCUUCGCAUUGUCGCUGAAAAUGAAAUCGGCAAUUCUGAUCCGUCUGAUACAGUCACGAUUAUCACUGCUGAAGAAGCUCCAUCUGGUCCACCAAGUUCUGUACGAGUUGAUGCUCUUGACCAACACACACUUAAGGUAACAUGGAAACCACCACCCCGAGAGGACUGGAACGGUGAAAUCCUUGGUUACUACGUCGGUUACCGCCUAUCUUCUUCUGAGAAGCCUUACAUGUUUGAAACAGUCGAAUUCUCAAAGGAAGACAACAAAGAACAUCAUUUGCAGAUAUUGAACCUCAAAACUUACACUCAGUACAGUGUUGUUGUUCAGGCAUUUAACAAAGUUGGUUCCGGGCCGAUGAGUGAAGAACGCCGGCAACAUACCGCUGAAGGAGUACCCGAACAACCACCCCAUGACACUACUUGCACCACGCUAACCUCUCAAACUAUCCGAGUUUCUUGGGUAUCGCCACCACUUACUGCUGCAAAUGGUGUUAUCACUGGUUACAAAGUAAUAUAUGGCCCAUCUGAGACAUGGUACGAUGAGAACACAAAGGACACAAAAAUUACAUCAUCAAGCGAAACAAUUUUACACGGACUUAAAAAAUACACCAACUACAGCAUGCAAGUCCUUGCAUUUACCUCUGGAGGUGAUGGAGUUAAGUCGGCACCAAUUCACUGUCAAACGGAACAAGACGCACCUGAAGCGCCAAUUGCUAUCAAAGCGCUAGUUAUGUCCGGCGAAUCUAUUCUUGUAUCAUGGCGCCCACCGAUUCAGCCCAACGGAGUUAUUUCUCAGUACACGGUAUACACUAAAGCCGAUAAUGUUGAAGAACCUGUUAGUCAUAAAGUACUUCCAAGUCAACUGACUUAUGAAGCUAAAGGAUUGGAUACACAGCAUCGGUAUGACUUCUGGGUAACUGCUAGUACCAAUAUCGGUGAAGGAGAGGCGUCGAAAAUUGUUUCGCUGACACCAAAUGAUAGAGUUCCGGCAAAGAUUGCAUCGUUCGACGAUAAAUUUACCGCGACUUACAAAGAGGAUGUUAAAUUACCGUGUCUCGCUGUUGGUGUUCCGGCUCCAGAAGUUGUUUGGAAAGUUCGCGAUGCAAAACUUCAGACAAGCGAUAGACUUCGACAAUUACCGGAAGGAUCUCUAUUUAUUAAGGAAGUUGAUCGUGCUGAUGCCGGAGAGUAUUCUUGUUAUGUUGAAAAUUCAUUUGGUCAUGAUACUGUCACUCAUCAAUUGAUCGUUCACGCACCACCGCAUUCGCCGCAAGUUACUCUCACUGCUACAACUACAAACUCACUGACAAUGAAACUCCGGCCACAUUCAACAGACAAUGCACCAAUUCACGGAUACACUAUUCACUACAAACCCGAAUUUGGAGAUUGGGAAACAGUGCAAAUAAGCUCAACUGCCCAAAAAUACACACUCGAGAAUUUAUGGUGCGGAUCGCGCUACCAAAUUUAUGUAACUGCUUACAAUGGUAUUGGAACCGGUAACCCAUCAGAUAUUCUCAACACUCGUACCAAAGGAUCGAAACCAAUAAUUCCUGAAGCAUCACGAUUCAUCGAAGUAUCAACCAACAGCAUAACUCUUCACUUGAACGCUUGGUCUGAUGGCGGAUGUCCCAUGCUUUAUUUCGUAGUCGAACACAAGAAGAAGCAACAGCAAGAAUGGAAUCAAGUAUCAAAUAAUGUGAAACCUGGCAGCAAUUUCGUUGUUCUUGAUCUCGACCCAGCAAACUGGUAUCACCUGCGUGUGACAGCUCACAACAAUGCUGGAUUUGCAGUAGCUGAGUAUGAAUUUGCAACAUUGACAGUAACAGGGGGUACUAUUGCACCGCCUGUCAGGAACAAUGUAGCUCCUGAAACUACCGACGUAAGACAACUCUUCCCGUGGAUACCGUCUUGGAUGAAUAUCAAUGUAGUAGUACCGGCUAUUGCAACCGUAGUUGUUGUCAUCGUUGGUAUUAUCGUUAUUUGUGUGGCCGUGUCAAGAAGAACUCGAGGUCCCGAACAAACUCGGCUUCGAGGAAUUCCUUCCGCCGACGAAAAAUACUAUGAAGGCCAAUAUGACGUCGUUUAUCAACAGACUGGUGUAGUAGGUGCAACGUUAGACAAACGUCGACCAGAUCUUCGUGAUGAGCUAGGAUAUAUCGCUCCUCCAAACCGUAAACUACCACCGGUACCUGGUUCUAACUACAACACCUGUGAUCGUAUCAAGCGAGGUACAGUGAUAAGUCCAACAGGUUCAUUUAGAAGUCACUCGACGUGGGACCCACGAAGACACAUGUACGAAGAAUUAUCACACUGUGCACCUAACCGAAGGUGUCCACCGCCACCACCUCGUAUAGGCAGUACUGACGCUCUAUCCCACAGAGGUAUGGAAGAUGAAAUUUGUCCGUACGCAACAUUCCAUUUGCUCGGAUUCCGUGAGGAAAUGGAUCCCUCUAAGGCAAUGCAAUUCCAAACAUUCCCACACCCUGCCAAUGGACAUUCUGGCACUAUGGGACCACCAGCUGGACAUCCUACCAAUGCUUCUGCACACAGCCGAUCUGGGUCACAAUCAAUGCCACGACAAAACGGACGUUACUCUCGAGUACCUUCUCAGGGAGGACAGACUGUAUUUUCACCGGAAUAUGACGAUCCAGCCAACUGCGCGCCCGAAGAAGAUCAAUAUGGGUCACAAUACGGACAAUACGGAGCUCCAUACGAUCACUAUGGGUCUCGUGGUUCCGUUGGACGUCGUAGUGUUGGUUCAGCUCGCAAUCUCCCUAUGUCUAACUCUCCCGAACCUCCACCACCACCACCACGAAACCACGACCCAAAUAACUCCAGUUUCAAUGACAGCAAAGAGAGUAAUGAAAUUAGUGAAGCGGAAUGCGAUCGUGAUCAACUCCAAAUGAAUCGUAACUACGGUGUUAAUGCUCGUGGCAAGGAUGGCAUGUCCACUGAAGAGAUGCGCAAACUUAUCGAGAGGAAGUCAAACGAAGUCCCCAGCCGGCAAGCAACCACCACAAACGGGAGUCACGGGGGACUCCUCACACCCUACGAUACUGUGGCAGUGUAAUCUGUAAAUUAACACCAGCGAUCAACAUGCCAUUAAUCUUUCAUUAUCUUCAAUAAAUUAAAUCAGUCAACAAUUCCCUCCCGUCAUCAAAAUGACAAAUUUUAUGUCGAACAUCACUUUAAGUCAACAAAAAUGCGUAAUUCGAUAAUUAAUCCACUGCUCAUUAUAGCUUUGGCCCAUUUGCAACGAUUUACAAUUUAAAUUAUACUUUAAUACUCUUAAUCAUAAUAGAUAGGUUUCAUUAUCAUUUACGAUUUACGAUGUAAAAAUUUAUGUACGACAAACUGUAUAAUUGUUUGGCAUCAACCCAGUAAACGUGAUUAUGAGUCUUCAUUGGUCGAAAAAUGCCAAAAAGUUUAUGAUAAUAAAUAUCAUCUUCAUUGAAACAUAACCAACAAGCUAUCAAACAAACGGGAGGAAUUGAAGAAGAUAAUCGAGAAAGAAUUUAACUAAACAUAAAAUAAUCUACAGUAGACUCGUGAUCAUGUUGAAAACUAAUGACCGAGCUUUUUGUUGAAGAAGAAUAUAUCGUUUUAUUAUUUUUUAAAAACAUUGACCAAUAAAAAAAAAUAUCUACCAAUAAAAUAACAACACCCGAAAUUGAACGACUGAUAUUCUAAAAACUGUAAAGUUAUUUUAAGUUUUUUUUUUAUAAAAUUGAUACAGCGAUGAUUAGUUUGCUCGUUCAUUAAGUCAUGGUUGUGCCACACUGCCGCUCUUUGGCAACAUCAAAAAUAUGUAUAAUGUUUUAUUUUAAUUUUUAUUAUUUACUCUUCCUUUUUUAAUAUCGUUAUUAUUAUUUCCGUAACGAAGGUUGUGUCCCCCAUGGAUUGACGUAGAUAUUCAUAGUUGCGUCUGUAAUAAGCUAACGAAAAUCAACGCGGGCGCCCCAUAUGAACAUAAUAAUUACGAUUAUGAUUAUUAUUUAAAACAAAUUUACGAAUGGAUUAUUUAAACUUGCUUAUCGUCGUCUUGUCGUCGUUCUUCCGUUGCAUUAAUUAUUGUGCAGAAAUUAAAA
Messenger RNA from Cotesia glomerata, 7296 nucleotides. RefSeq names its product Down syndrome cell adhesion molecule-like protein Dscam2 (gene Dscam1). Gene Ontology annotation, molecular function: cell-cell adhesion mediator activity. The transcript has 29 exons. NCBI's taxonomy places the organism in Eukaryota, Metazoa, Arthropoda, Insecta, Hymenoptera, Braconidae. The record is from RefSeq and is a predicted model, not a curated record. Bases 219 to 6278 code for a protein of 2019 amino acids. Gene Ontology annotation, cellular component: axon; plasma membrane. Gene Ontology annotation, biological process: homophilic cell-cell adhesion; axon guidance; dendrite self-avoidance.